Colletotrichum phormii is the source of this 1370-nucleotide messenger RNA. Its product is annotated as methyltransferase. Bases 498 to 1160 code for a protein of 220 amino acids. The transcript is spliced from 2 exons. NCBI's taxonomy places the organism in Eukaryota, Fungi, Ascomycota, Sordariomycetes, Glomerellales, Glomerellaceae. The record is from RefSeq and is a predicted model, not a curated record.
CUGAGGCAGUCGCUGCGGAAGCAACCGAUGGAGUUCACCCGACGACUGAAAAUGCCGAAAAUGCUGCUGCACCAGUAGCACCGGCAUCGCCGGCUGCCGCAUCACGCCCCGCCUCGCCAGUGUCACUAGUUGCUGCUGCGCCGAUUGUAGCUGAAGAAGACCCAGAUCCAUCCACUGAUGGAUAGGAGUCGGGCACCGAUGGCAGCUCCAACGCCUCAACUUCACUAUCAUCGAGCGUUCGUGAAUACGAAUGGGAGAAUAAGCGCCGCUAUCACAAGUUCAAGCAAGGCCGUUACCUGUGUCCAAACGAUGAGCCCGAGCAGGAUCGGGAGGAUAUGAAGCACGCUCUAGUAGUUCACAUCUGCGACGGUAAUCUGCACAGCGCGCCUCUAAAUAACCCGCAAAAGAUUCUGGACAUAGGCACCGGCACUGGCAUCUGGGCGAUCGAUAUUACGUGAAGAGGCUUCUCUUCUGGUUUCGGCAUGAGCUGACUAGAUAUGAAAGUGGGCGACAACUAUCCGGAAGCAGAAAUCGACGGCAUUGAUUUGAGCCCUAUCCAACCCGGUUUCGUGCCGCCGAAUGUUAAGUUCCUGGUCGAUGAUGCUGAGGCGGACUGGCUGUACCCGGACAACUCGAUUGAUUUUAUCCACCUGCGGCACAUGGCGCCGUUCAUCAAAGACUGGCCCAAGCUGUUGCGUCAAGCAUAUAAGGUAUUAAAGCCGGGUGGCUGGAUCGAGUUGCAAGACCUGAGAUGGAGAUUUGCUUGCGACGACGACACGAUGGGUCCCGACUACGCUCCGACUAAGAUGACGAACCUCAUCGAAGAAGGUCUCGGCAAGUUCGGCUUUGAGCUCUACGCAUCGGAGAUCAACCCGGAACGUCUCAAGGCUGGUGGCUUCGAGACACAAGUCCACGAUGUUAGGAAGGUGCCGUUGGGGAGGUGGCCCAGGGACGAUAAUUUGAAAACCAUUGGAACGUAUUCUCAGGCGGUUUUGUUUGACGGACUUCAAGCUAUUACGAUGGGACCUCUGACGAGAGGGCUGGGCUGGACUCCAGAAGAGGUCGAAGUGCUGCUGAUGCAGGUGCGGAAAGACCUCAGGAACGUGGCUUUCCACACGUAUGUUUACUAUCAUGCUUUAUCUGGGCAAAAGCCGGUAUAAGAGGCUUGAAAUUUGGGAAGAGUCUUAGCGACGGGCCUAUAGUUUAAUCUACAUAUUCUUAGUAAUUGCAAAUACAAUGCUGCAUUGCAUAAAGUCAAUUCGAGAGUGAUGGGAGUUUGGCUAAGAGCGCUGAAACUAUCGACCAUAACCACUGGACUAAGCGUUUACUAUUGGCAAGACCGCAAACAGAAGCGAUAUAUAAUUGUUGGU